Molecule: messenger RNA, 3912 nt
Organism: Ziziphus jujuba (common jujube)
Lineage: Eukaryota; Viridiplantae; Streptophyta; Magnoliopsida; Rosales; Rhamnaceae
Product: protein RRP6-like 3
Exons: 12
Coding region: 122-2971 (949 amino acids)
Biological process (GO): histone mRNA catabolic process; nuclear polyadenylation-dependent snRNA catabolic process; nuclear polyadenylation-dependent antisense transcript catabolic process
Cellular component (GO): nucleolus; nuclear exosome (RNase complex)
Molecular function (GO): nucleotide binding; nucleic acid binding; 3'-5'-RNA exonuclease activity
Source: RefSeq, a predicted model, not a curated record
GCCGACUCAGUUGGCUCCAAGCCUCUCUUAAACCUCUGGCUCCUUCAAUAGGUGUGAAAGUAAAACGGAGGCAAAAGAGCAUCGAAAACAGAAACAAGGAGAGAGAAAACACAAGUGAAAGAUGGAAAACAAGGGAAAACUGAAGCUCGUGCUUGCCUUCGCGUCUAUAUCGGCGAUUUCAAUCUUAUUCAUCGCUGCAGAGUAUCGAAGACGUCGUCGAAAGCAAAAGUGCAGAGGAAGUUCGUGUUAUUUAGGAGCUGACCCGAAGCCACAAUAUUCCUUCAAACGAGUUUUAGCGGAUAAUUCCUACUCCGCUUUCAAGCAUUUGAAAAUCAACGACAAAGACUCUGUUAACGCAGAUAAUACUUGGGAUAAGCAUCCCUAUGAGGCUGAAAUUACGGCAUUACUGGAAAACCCUCGUCUUGAAUUCAACUUAAGAACUGACAAAAUGGAUUUGAACAUGAGCGAAUCAUACGUUUGGGUCAAUACUGAGUUGCAGUUAAAGGAGCUUGUAGAAGCUUUGAAUAAAGAAACGGUGUUCGCAGUCGAUACCGAGCAACACAGCUUGAGAUCUUUUCUGGGUUUUACAGCUUUGAUACAGAUUUCUACAUACGAGGAAGAUUAUUUGAUAGAUACAAUUGCUCUCCACGACUCGAUGGGCCAUCUUCGUGCAAUUUUUGCUGAUCCUAGUAUAUGUAAGGUGUUCCAUGGUGCAGACAAUGAUGUGCUCUGGCUGCAAAGGGACUUCCAUAUAUAUGUUGUUAAUUUAUUUGACACAGCAAAGGCAUGUGAAGUGCUGUCCAAACCACAGAAGUCAUUGGCUUACUUACUUGAAUCAUACUGUGGUGUAUCUACAAACAAAAUGUUGCAGCGUGAAGAUUGGAGACAACGUCCCUUGUCAAUGGAAAUGGUGCAGUAUGCUCGAACAGAUGCACACUAUUUAUUGUAUAUUGCAAAUUGUCUUAUUGCCGAGCUGGAGCAACAGGAAAAUGAAAACUCAUGUUCAGAUGACAAAUUCCAUUUUGUGCUCGAGGCUAAUCGGCGUUCAAACUUGACAUCUCUGCAACUUUACACAAAAGAGAUUGAAGCUUCCCCUGGAGAGUCUGCUGCUUUGUCAAUAUUUUCCCGUUAUUUGAAUGGUCAAGGGGGCAACUUAUUACUUUCUUGUAAAUUCCAGGAUGUUGUGAGGCGAUUGUGUGCAUGGAGAGAUUUAAUGGCUCGGGUGCAUGAUGAGAGCUUGAGAUAUGUAUUAGCAGAUCAGGCUAUCAUUGCUCUUGCAGAUAAAGCACCUACUACUCCAACAGAUAUAUGUGACACAAUUACUCAAGCUGAUUUUAGUGCAGAUUCAAGUUUGAAUUCCCUCAUCCCAUCUCCAUCACCAGUUGUUUGCUGUCAUUUGGAUGAUUUUCAUUAUCUGGUCCAGGACAAGAUAGGCAAGCAAGAUGAUAUUUUUCCUGUGAUUAUUCAAAAAUGCCUGGGUCAAAAUGGCAGUUGCCCACUUUCUAUUUUUAAUUACGCUUUGUUGAUUAAUUGUAAUUCAAAACUUACGUUUGUUUCUAAGCAAAAUGGAGUGAAAAACUCAAAGCAAGGUGCUCGGAAGUCUUCUCGAGAGCUUUUUGUUCAAAAGUUUUCCUGCAAAUCUCCGGUAUAUCAUAAUUGUAGGAUCUAUGCAAAUGAUGGUCGGUUGCUUUGUUACUGUGAUCGUAGAAAGCUUGAAUGGUAUCUUCGUCGAGAUUUAGCAAAACUUGUUGAUGACAAUCCGCCUGCCAUUAUGCUCCUUUUUGAACCUAAAGGUCGUCCAGAGGAUGAAGACAAUGAUUUUUAUAUUCAAAGUAAGAAAAAUAUAUGUGUGGGCUGUGGCGAAAGAAAUCAUUAUUUACGCUACAGAAUAAUUCCUUCAUGCUACAGGAUGCAUUUCCCUGAGCAUCUAAAAAGCCAUCGCUCUCAUGAUAUUGUCCUACUCUGUGUGGACUGUCACGAAGUUGCCCAUGCUUCUGCUGAGAAGUAUAAGAAACAGAUAGCUAAAGAAUUUGGAAUUCCACUUUUUGUUCGUAAAGUGGUGGAUUUAGAACACAGUCAAACUACCUCUGGGCCAUCUGUGUCAGCAACGAAGGAUGCAGGUGUAUCUCCUUUACAACUGCGAACAGCUGCAAUGGCACUUUUGCGUCAUGGACCAAGAAUGCCAUCCAAGCGCCGUGAAGAACUGAGAGAGAUUGUCAUGAGAUAUUACGGAGGAAGGGAGAUCUCUGAGGAAGAUUUGGAAAGGGCUUUGCUAGUUGGCAUGAGCCCUAACGAGAGAAGACGACUUGAAAGGAAGAAAGGAUUGUCUUUUAAGCAUUUAAAAGGAAGCGUCCUACCAAUUGCAGAGCAGGAGAAGAUGACCAGUAGCUUGACAACAUCUGAAACGUUGGGUGCAUCAGAAAUUUAUACUCCAAAUGGUCCGUACACUGCAAUAGCAGAAGAAUCCAGCAGAAUAGAAGAUAUGGACCUGUCCAUGGAGAAGGGUGCUGACGUAGACAAUGUUUAUUUAGACUCUGAUACUGGGAUUUAUGGAAAAGCCUAUGCUGAGGUUGAGAAGAAUGUGAACUCAGAUGGACAUGGAGUUUCUGAUAUAGAAAAUGUCUCUGAUGUAAAGGCUGAUGAUAAUUGUGGUAGAAGUCAACAAUCAAAUGGAUCAGUUGACUUAUGUUUUACGGCAUUUGAUGGAACUGUCCAUCCUAAACACAAAUCAAAGCUAUCCCUAUUAGGACAUGGACCGCAUGGGAAGCAAGUUGUGGAUUAUAUUUUGAAGGAACAUGGUGAGGAUGGUGUACGUCAAUUUUGUCAAAGGUGGAGACAAGUAUUUGUGGAAGCCGUUCAUCCCCAUUUUUUACCUGCUGGAUGGGAUAUUAUGCACAGUGGUAGAAGAGACUUCGGUGAAUUCAGCGUCUACCAUCCUGGCAAGAAAGUUUCUGCCACUUCUGAAAGUUGAUGAAUUCGGCUGGGGAGCAGCAACAUGUACUGAGCAAAUCUUUCAACUAGUAUGUAUGAAUAGCAAAAAGAUUUUGUUCCUUUUUUAUUUUUUUGACUUUUUUUUCUCGUUAAGAAUGAAAUGAAGAGAAGACUAAUUUUCAUCAGGUGCUCCCAAUUUACCCUUACUAAUAAAAAAUAAUUCCCUCUUUACAUUUUUCCAACCUUUUUAUACCACCUUUCCCCUGAAGCUUUUGGGGGAAAGGGGAAAAAAAAAGAAAAAAAAAAGGGUAAUUAAAUAUUCCCCUCAGGAUUUUAUUGUAUUUUCAUAAGGCUUGACUCGUUUCCACGUUAACCUAAAAGCACUGGCAAGCGGGUAAGGGAAAUCUCGCCUAUGCGACAGGAAAUAAGAAGAUAGUGGGAUGAAUAGAAUGGGAGUAUAGAAAUCUAAACACUUCGUUUGAUACGAGGACAGAAAAUAAUAUUUACUUUACCAAAUUUAUCAAGUGGGCAUUUUCUUUUCUUUAAUUAAACAGAACUAGAAUUGUUGGUUUUAGUAGAUUUUAAAAUAUUAGAUUUCAAAAAUAUAUUAACCAAAACAGAAAUUUAUUCUAUGCAUAUAUCCUUUUCGUUCACUUAGUUCAUUCCGUAUACCAAAACAUAUACUUGAUAUCGUUGAUAACAAACAAAUGAAAUCGGAGCUUAAAAAAUGUGUACCGAUGAAAAUAGUGUGUGACUAAUUUUCGUAGCGGAGAAAAGAGAUGCAAGUAUCUCCUCUCCGAGCCAAAAGUAUGUUAAAUUAUUACAAGAAUAACUCUGCUAUAACUAUUUGGAAGUUUAAAACAAAUUCUUCUUUUCUCCCCACGUAUGAUAAUGUGAAGAUGAUUUCAGGCUUUUGUUUUUGCAAGUCGAACCAUGCCAACUUUACAACACUCUUUCUCUCUCUCUCUCUCUCUCUCUCUC